Penaeus chinensis is the source of this 3118-nucleotide messenger RNA. It is a transcript of the gene hrg, whose product is annotated as poly(A) polymerase type 3-like. Lineage: Eukaryota; Metazoa; Arthropoda; Malacostraca; Decapoda; Penaeidae. The transcript is spliced from 13 exons. Gene Ontology annotation, cellular component: nucleus. Gene Ontology annotation, molecular function: RNA binding; poly(A) RNA polymerase activity. The coding region runs from base 425 to 2149 and encodes 574 amino acids. The record is from RefSeq and is a predicted model, not a curated record.
ACGCCGCUCCGCCAUUGUUGUUGUUGUUGAGAAGCUUUGUUUACUAGGCCGACAUUUCUGAGGAAAAAACCUUUAUUUUAAGUUGCCCCACCCCUUCCGUUUAUGUAGUUUUGGGUGAGGACAAAGAGUUUUGUGUCGCUUUCGUCGUGAGGCCCAAUAUGACGAGUUUUAAGAAAGAUUUCCUGUGUUUUAUGUGAAAAAAUUUUGAGAAUCUGCGGAGUUUGUGCCUUUCCUUUGCUGCUCUUUUUUUGGUCUUCCCUUAUGCCAUCUCCACGUUGAAAGAGAGAGAGAGAACGAGGAAUAAGCCCGAGGUAUGUGUUUAUCGAGAAGAUAUUUAUUUAAGUAACCCCACCUUGGUAUCUGAAAUGUAGAAGAGAUUGAGAACACGAUUUCACUUCUCCAAGUUUACAACCAAAAGGGCAAGAUGGAUGCUAGUAAGACCUUAGGUAUGACGUCGGCGAUCAGCCUGGCGAAGCCCAAGGCGUCCGACUUAGAGCAUACGAGGGAACUUGAGGAGUAUUUAAGAGAUGCGGGCAUGUUCGAGACUGAUGCUGAACUAAAUCACAGAUUUGAAGUCCUUGGAAAGCUGAACAAUCUUGUAAAAGCUUGGAUUCGAGAUGUAAGCAUAAAUGUCAAGAACAUGCCCCCACAAAUUGCAGACACAGUUGGUGGUAAGAUUUGCACUUUUGGUUCCUACCGACUAGGUGUUGCAGGGAAAGGUGCUGAUAUUGACGCCCUUUGCGUUGCCCCAAGACACAUUGAACGACAAGACUACUUUACAAGUUUUUAUGAACUGCUUAAGGAACAGAGUGAAGUGACAGAGAUGAGAGCAGUUGAAGAGGCCUUCGUCCCUGUUAUCAAAAUGAAAUACGAGAACAUCGAGAUUGAUUUGCUCUUUGCACGGUUAGCAUUGAAGGAGGUGCAUGACUCAGUCGACCUCAAUGAUGACAGCAUUCUUAAGAACCUGGAUGAGAAGUGUGUUAGGAGUCUCAAUGGUUGCAGAGUCACAGAUGAGAUUCUGCGCCAAGUCCCAAAUAGAGAGAGUUUCAGAUUGGCGUUACGAGCAAUAAAAUUGUGGGCGAAACGUCAUGGUGUAUACAGCAACGUUCUUGGGUAUCUUGGUGGUGUGUCAUGGGCUAUGCUUGUAGCAAGAACAUGUCAGCUGUAUCCCAAUGCUACAGCUUCCACCUUAGUUGAAAAAUUCUUCCUAGUGUUCUCAAAGUGGACAUGGCCUGCUCCUGUAUACCUCAAACAGCCCUAUGAUGCAAAACAUGGGUUUAAGGUCUGGGAUCCUCGUGUGAAUGUACAAGACAGAUUCCACUUGAUGCCAAUCAUCACACCAGCAUACCCACAACAGAAUUCUACUUUCAAUACGUCCCAAUCCACAAGAGCUGUUAUGGUGGAGGAAUUCAAGAUGGGUCUUCAGAUCACAGAGGACAUCAUGUUGGGAAAAGCUACAUGGGACAAACUCUUCCAGCCGCCAAACUUUUUCAUGAAAUAUAAACACUACCUUGUUGUGAUUGCUGUGGCUCGGACCCCAGAAGACCAUUUAGAGUGGUAUGGACUUGUUGAGUCAAAAAUCCGACACUUAAUUUCCAGUCUAGAACAUAACCCAGCAAUAAAGACUGUACACAUAAACCCUGUGACUUUUAACUGUCAGGACCCAGAAUAUAAGGAUAAACCACAUUCAUCAUGGUUCCUUGGGGUGGACUUCAAUAAAAGUGAAAAUGUAAAUAUAGAUCUCACCAACGACAUCAAUAAAUUUGUAGAAGUUGUGUAUAAGCAGAGCACCUACAACAAGGCAUACAAAGAAGGCAUGGAGGUCAACUGCAAGUACGUCAAGCGGAAACAGCUGACAAACUACCUAUCCCAAGAGGACCUCGACAAAUACAAGCCCAGAGUAGAGGAAGGGCAACCCCAGACCAUCAGACAGAAGAGAAAGUCGGACGUCGGAUCCCAAGAUUCCCCCAGCAGAGAAAGUCCAGAGAAUAACAAAAAGCCCAAGAUUGACGGUGAUUUGACUACUCAGGCCACUCUGAAUGGUGAUGACUCCAAUAUCUCCAUAGACGAAGCAUUUUCUAACACAUCAAUUCCAGGCCUAGCUCCAGAAAUAAAUGCAGCACAGCAAUCAUUACCAUUGUCUAGCUGAGGGUAGCAGAAUCUGGCAGCAUCUAGGCUCUCAAGCAUUGAACUUCCUGAUGUCCUCACCCCUGAACCUCCUCAACUUGCAGCCACACGAAACAAUUUCAUAAUUCACUUCAAGUGAACCAUGCUGAAGGUGGAGGAAUGUGCUGUGAUGUGCAGUGGAAAAGGAAAAUGAGGAACAUUUAAAGGUUGAUGAAUUAACGGAUGAUACAUCACACAUUUUUUUAGAGUGAUACAUUCAGUGGGAAAGAUUAUUAUUGCCCAAGUAACUCUUUGGUUCAUUCUAGGAGCCUGAAAUCAGAUGUUGGCAGUUUAAGUGGUUAUAUCCGAGCCUUGGUAAAUGAGUAAGGGUACGAGGAAUGAAAAGGUCGUCUGCAUCUGUUGACUUGGUCUUGUCUCAUUCAAGGAGGAUUUUUAUUUUAUUUUCUUUUGGCAAAAGUUACACAUUUGGUUCUUUUAUACUAUAUAUAGAUAUACUUCCUUUACCAAUAUGUAUGUUCCUCCAAGUGGAACAUAACUUUUCUCCGACCUUUGUUUUUAAUGACUUUUCAUCAUAUAUUAAUUCAUUCACAAAUGAAAUUGUAACCAGAAGUCUUUAAGUAGUGGUUCUGAUUGUAACCUGAAAUUGUGCCCAACAAUAUGAUCAUGCUUUCAGAGACUUAAGCUUGAUGGUUUAGUGGUUGAAUGUUGGUAUCACAAUGGGACAAAAGUGCAAAAAAAUGAGAAAUAGAUAGAUAAAAUGGUAAAAAAACAACAAAAACAAAAACAAAAAAACAGCUUGAAUGAGGAGCUGGGACAUUAGUAAAAGGCAUCAUAUGCCUAUUUGUAUAAAUAAGAAAGUACUGUAACUAAUUGGUAGUGAAUUUCUAAAGGCAAAGGACAUAGCAGUUAAUAUCAGGGUUAAUAUAUCUAUUUUUUCUGGGAUUUUUCAUUUUAUUAUAAGAUACAGAUCUUAUUUUCACUGCUAUAAAUU